GAGGACUGGCCCCUCUCCGGGCUGGGAGCUCCGGCAGAGCGGAGGCGCGACGGAGAGCACCAGCACUGGGCGGAGAGCGGGGAGCGGACCGCCGGAGUGGGGCAUUGCGGAGAGCGAGGGCCGGACCGAGCCGCCCCAAAGGACCGAUGCGCCGGGUGGGGCGCUGGCCCCGGAGGGCGUGAGCCGCCCGCAGAUUGAGCAAUUUAGGAACGCGCAGGCGGAGCGCGGGCGAGCCGGGCGCCCAGGACAGUCCUGCGGCAGGCGGGCGAGCCGGCCGCGCCCUCGCCCCUCCCGGGCCUGCCCCCGCCGCGGCUGGCAGCGCGGAGGUUGGUUUUUGGAGGUGUCCCCGCUGAAGUGGCAAAGAGCUCUCCCAUGUGACACACCCGAGGUGCCUUUGGGGAAAGCUCUCUGGACCUCCCAAUGGGCUGAUGAAGAAGUGGGCUCCCCACACCCUCUCUGCCCCCAACUGAGAUUAUGGUGGAUUUGGGAUACGGCCCAGGCCCGGGCCUCCUGCUGCUGAACCAGCCCCGCAGGUGUUAGCAAGAGCCCUGCGCUGUCCACCCCCCCAUCCCCCAAAGACCACCCCUUCUACCGGGGGCCUGGAGCUGGCAAGUGACUAUGCGGCUUGGGCUGUGUGUGGUGGUCCUGGUUCUGAGCUGGAUGCAUCUCGCUGCCGGCAGCCGGGGGAUCAAGGGCAAGAGGCAGAGGCGGAUCAGUGCGGAGGGGAGCCAGGCCUGUGCCAAAGGUUGUGAGCUCUGCUCUGAGGUCAACGGCUGCCUGAAGUGCUCGCCCAAGCUGUUCAUCCUGCUGGAGAGGAACGACAUUCGCCAGGUGGGCGUCUGCUUGCCUUCCUGCCCCCCGGGAUACUUCGAUGCCCGCAACCCCGACAUGAACAAGUGCAUCAAGUGCAAGAUUGAGCACUGUGAGGCCUGCUUCAGCCACAACUUCUGCACCAAGUGUAAGGAAAGCUUGUACCUGCAUAAGGGCCGUUGCUAUCCGGCCUGUCCCGAGGGCUCGGCGGCCACCAACGGCACCAUGGAGUGCAGCAGUCCUGCGCAAUGUGAAAUGAGCGAGUGGUCCCCGUGGGGGCCGUGCUCUAAGAAGAAGAGGCUCUGUGGCUUUCGGAGGGGCUCUGAGGAGCGGACUCGGAGGGUGCUCCAUGCCCCUGGGGGGGACCACACUAUCUGCUCGGACACCAAGGAGACCCGCAGGUGCACAGUGCGGAGGACACCCUGUCCAGAGGGGCAGAAGAGGAGGAAAGGGGGCCAGGGCCGGCGGGAGAACGCCAACAGGAACCCGAGCAGGAAGGAGAGCAAGGAGGCGGGCGCCGGCUCUCGGAGACGCAAGGGCCACCAACAGCCGCAGCACCAAGGAACAGUGGGGCCGGUCACGCCUGCGGGGCCCACCUAGGGAUGAUUGUCACCUCCAGGCUCACGCAGGAAGAGUCCAGCGCUGCUCUGUGUGAUGGAAGCUUUACCGAACUGGAGCGCUGGGAGCAAAGCGUGUACACGCUCUCCAUGCAUAUAUGGACACACAGACACACACACACAGGGCCCAUGUUCAAACAUGCAACAUACAUACACGUAUGUGCACAUGUGCACGCGUGCACACACACACACACACAACCGAGGCCACCGGAAGACACGUCUAUCUCUCGGACAUCACCGCAGGAGCAGGGUGGGGAGGUAGAGGGGGUCCCCUUUGCCUGGUAGAGGGCCCAGUGACACAGACUUGGCUUGUGAUGCUCCCAAGGGACAUGUCAGAGGAAACAUUUCCCAGCUUCCAAGCCCAAAGGGAGUGGAUCCUUCUGGAGGAGCUGAUAGGAUCGGCCCAGCAUGGCAGACAGGAGCCAGAGCUUGGGGACUGUUCAGCAUUUCCAGCUGUGUGACUUUAUCCUUGGAGAGUACUGUUACACGCCCAUGAUCCAUAUCAGGGCUGCCCCGACUCUGAAAACUGUUCACAGGUUUAUUUCAAAUUAAAAACAAAACCAAAUGACAA
This is a messenger RNA of Mustela lutreola (European mink), 1998 nucleotides long. It is a transcript of the gene RSPO1, whose product is annotated as R-spondin 1. The transcript is spliced from 6 exons. The record is from RefSeq and is a predicted model, not a curated record. NCBI's taxonomy places the organism in Eukaryota, Metazoa, Chordata, Mammalia, Carnivora, Mustelidae. The coding region runs from base 619 to 1410 and encodes 263 amino acids.